Molecule: messenger RNA, 318 nt
Organism: Zasmidium cellare ATCC 36951
Lineage: Eukaryota; Fungi; Ascomycota; Dothideomycetes; Mycosphaerellales; Mycosphaerellaceae
Exons: 3
Coding region: 1-318 (105 amino acids)
Source: RefSeq, a predicted model, not a curated record
AUGCAGUUCACCAUCCUCGCUAUCUCGGCCUUCGCUGCCACCGUCCUCGCCGCUCCCUACGGCGACUCUGGCUCCAGCGGCUCCAGCGGCUCCAGCAGCAACACCUGCGCCCAGGGCUCUGAGAUCUCCUGCUGUGUCACUAACAGCGCCGACUCGGGCACUCUCGGCAACGUCCUUGGUGGUAGCUGUCUGCUUGACCAGGUGUCUCUGCUGUCUGCUCUUGACAACCAGUGCCCAGCCGGUAACACCUUCUGCUGCCCAACCAACCAGGACGGCACCCUCAACAUCAACGUCUCUUGCGUUCCUAUCAACCUUUAA